Messenger RNA from Symbiodinium sp. CCMP2592, 651 nucleotides. Lineage: Eukaryota; Dinophyceae; Suessiales; Symbiodiniaceae. The record is from the annotation of a GenBank genome assembly.
AUGCUGCCUGCUGACAGCGGCGAGAUAGCGGAAGGGCCCACCUUGAGGCGGCGGUCGAGUGCCUCCAGGAUCGUCGGCGGUCUCGUGCCCAACUGCGUCGAAGAGUUCGAGACGUUUCAACCACUUCCAGGUUUCGAGGUUCAGCCGCUGCCGGUCCUUCACGGUGGCACCUAUGUUUGUAUGGGCUUUCGCUUCGGCAUGCACGGUGAAGUGCUGUAUCUCUCCGAUGUGAGCAAAGUUCCCGACAAGACCAUGGCGGUUCUCAAAGCCAGCCGCGCAGAGGUCCUUGUCGUGGAUGCCCUGUUGAAAUCCGGUCCGAGCUAUUCACAUUUCGGCCUUGCACAGGCCCUAGAGCUCGUUCGUGCCCUCCGUCCGAAGAGGGCCUUGCUUGUUGGCAUGUCUUGCCAGUUCGACCAUGAACGCGAUAACGCCGAGCUGCGAAAGUUGAGGAUGGAAGGCCUCGAGGUGGAGCUCGCAUUUGAUGGCCUCCAGUUCGAUCUUCAGAUGGAAGCAGCUCUCCCGAUUCCCGAAGCGGAGGAGGAUGGGUCCUAUGAGCUUCAACUCCCCGCACAGACAAGCCGCACAGCGUGGCUUCGGCAGCUUGCAACGCAGAAGCGAUUUAUGCCCAGUAUCUGUCAAUGUUGCAGCUAG